Messenger RNA from Moneuplotes crassus, 2507 nucleotides. The record is from the annotation of a GenBank genome assembly. NCBI's taxonomy places the organism in Eukaryota, Ciliophora, Spirotrichea, Euplotida, Euplotidae.
AUGGAGGCUAAUAUUUUGAAGCGUCGGAUUUGAUCACACAAGAAGAAAGCUGAGAAACGUUUUGGAAGAUCCUCUAAAAAUGUAAAGAAUUCGUAUAAAAUAAGAGAAAUUCAGGUAGAUUCGGACAGAGGUUCUGUUGAUAAGAGAGAAAAUAUAUCCAAAAUAACACCCAAAGCAAUAUCUAGAGCUACCCGCAGUUCUUUAGAAUUAAAGCCUGCAAUGCUUACUAAAAUUAGAUCAAUGAAGACGAAUAGGAAUAGAAGUUGAACUCAGUUACAAGAGUUUGAGGCUUCUCAUAAAGCGAAGAUUAUUAAUAGUCACAGGGGCGGUUACAGCUCCAAACUCAGACCAAAACGCCAAAAUAUGCAUCUCACUAGUCAAUCGAGCAACAAUAAGUUAAAAAUACCACUCUCCCACACACCUUCUCAAAGAAUACGAAAGAACAUUAACACUGCACGGAAACAACAUGGAUCUUUGCCUAGGAAUAUUUCUCAUAAAACUAAAUCAAAAGAAGUACUUCAAGUGCUUCGACUCUCUCAGGUCCAUAAGAAACAUAAUUUAUAAAGAAAAGGAGAAUGAUUGGACAGUCACAGCUACAACAGCGGCCACAAAGAUUGACAGGGAGUCCUAAGUUCAAGAAAAAAUUCAAAAGACAUUCAAACUCAGUGAUGGAAGUCACCAGACCACACAAAGGGAUCAACAGGAUGUUCAACUAUAAAUAUAUCACACGUCAAACAGUUAGAGAGAACCACAGAAUCUUCGAGAUUCUAAAGCCAGAUGAAUUUAUUGAAGAAGAUAAAGUCCGGGAUUUCGAAGUUUUGGAUAAAUAAACUUGCUGAGACAAAAGCCCAAAUAGUCUCAAUUCGAGAAACAAUUUCUAAGAUGACAGUGGGGCCUCAGAAUUAUGAAGCGAAUACACAGAAUUUUAACUUUGACACUGAAAUUACAAAGUCUAAAGACGCUGAGGAUGAUAUCAUCUCUGAGCUAGAAAUGGGCUCAGAAACUGGGUUUGAGAUUAACCUUAAAAGCCAACUCCGAUUCGGCCUCGCCAGGAAAAUAAUAGACAUAAAAUGAAAUGAGAUCAUCGAUGAUAAGGGUACAAAAGAGAGAUUUCUUGAGAAAAUGGAGAUGUUGAAGACAAAAAGAAAUCUCCAGAAGAACAUCCUGACCAAUCGGAAUAUCUCAAGCAUCCAAAACGCUGAUAGUAUACAUCACAAGAUUAUCAGAUUCAAGCCCAAGCAUAUGACGGAUUUUGAAUAUAGGAAAAUGUUAAUAAAUUCCCGCAGGAAUAUAAAUCUUGAGAGUAACCACAAAAGAGCCAAGUUCCUUGUCGACAAGAAGGAAUACCUCCUUGGAUUCUGCGAGAAGCAAAGGCAAGAGAGGAGCCAUUUCUUGAUAAUGUCCAAAACUGUCCAGACUUGGACCAAGUUCCUCCUCCUCAAUCAGAUAUUUAGGGAGACUAAGAAAUAUAUUGAGAAGAGAAAUGCUGAUAAGAGAAGAGCCAUGGCUAAAUUCGGAAGCAUUGCCAUCAUUGAAAAGAUUCUAGGGAGGUUCCUUAAGAAAUACAGAGACUCACGUGUGAGAAGAUGCACAAAUAAAAUCCGCUUCUUUUCAGUCUUCCAGGCUUCAAUCUUAAAAGAGAACGCUGAACAUAAGUGUAAGGCUAUCCUUCUGAAGUUCUUCCAAGAUAGGAAGUCCAAGUGUAUGAUGUUCUACUGUUUCAAGUCUGUUGAAAGGAAAGUCAUGAUAAUUCAAAAGAGAUGGAAGUGAAAAUCAGAGGUAAAUAAAGAAAGAAUCCUUUUUUUGAAGUCAUAUUGGAACAGCGAACUAGUCCAAAUCAGCGAGCUUUAUGAAAAGAAAGAACCUAAGAAUAAAGUAGAUAAGAAGAUCCUCUCCAUUAUGUAUCAGAUCAAUUCUAUUACGGCGAAUAAGCAUGGGCAGAAAUAAAAAAGAGUCUUUGAGAGAUGAAAUUCUUAAGGACUUCUACACUGCUUGUAUCACAACUUACUAUAGCAUCUUCAGAAUUUGGCAUAAGAUACAUAAGAAGGUCAAUACCGAUUCCAAAACUGUUAAUAUACUAAAAUAAUGCAUUCAAUGUCAAUUUUGAUACUGGAGAAGACAACCAAAAGACAGGAGUGCAAAGUUUGCUCAAGCAGAAAACCCAAGAGCUCCGAAGAGUUAAUACAAUGGAGCUUCUUGAAAGCUUCAUUGAAUCACAACAACAUGUAGCUCAUUUUGGCCAAAUUGGAUAUGAGCUCCAGUACAAAAUAUUCAGAACAGCUGCUGUCACCAACAGACGGACUCAAAGACUAAAGAUGUCACUAAUAGAGACACUAGGAAUGAUCAAGCAACUGGAAGGAGAGUAUGAGGACCUUUAUCCAGAGAAUGAUUUUAAGUCUGACGACCCUCCUGUGUUCAUAUUUCUUCCUUCCAGAACUCUUAUCAGGAAGAUGAUAGUUGACGCCAUUCUUGAGAUCAAUAUGGAACUAAUAAAAGCAGCAACCUAG